ACCCCUCUGCUCCAAAACCCUAAUUCUAUCGAUUUCCCUCGCUUCUGGUCUAGGUUUUCUCUCUCUCUCCAGAGAAUUCGAGUGUGCUUCUAGCUAGGGUUUGCUCGUUAUGGAGGGUCUGUGCUCCUGUCCGGUCGUAUUCGACACCUUCCUCAGCUCAGCCGUGGAGGCUCUCCUCUCCGAGGCCGUGUUUAUGGCCGUGAAGAAUCUUGCUUGCUCGCUUCUGGUGAUGAAAUAUCUGCCCAGCGGAGUUGUCUCCCCAAAAGAGGAGGAUGUGUAUGGAAGUUUUCCGAUUGCACAGCUUCACGCUGUGAAGAAACCUGGUCCACAGAAUGAGGAUGGGAGCGAGACUGAGGAUGAUGAGGAUGAGGAGGAAGAAGCUGAUGAUGGGGAUGAUGAUGCUGGUGAAGAAGAGGAUGGGUCGGGCGAAGAUGGAGAGGACGAAGGAGACCCCGAGGAUGAGCCCGAGGCCAACGGUGAGGGAGGCAGUGGGGACGAGGAUGAGGAGGAGGAUGACGAUGACGACGACGACGAUGAUGAUGGGGAGGAAGAGGAGGAGGAAGAGGAUGACGAGGAAGAUGAGGAGGAAGAAGAGUUGCCUCAGCCCCCUGCCAAGAAGAGGAAGUGAGCGAUUUAGAGAGGGAUCUAGCGACUCGUAUUUAAUGUAUCCUGAGGUUUCUUGUGUUUUCGAUGUGGGCUUUAGUUUCUUUUGGGGGUUGAUAGGGAGGGUGUUUGGGUAAGUAGGAGCCUAGUAGAAGAGUUGGGAGUAGUCUGAGAGUUGUGGGGGGAUUGUAUGUCUGUCUCUGUUCGCAUUAGAAAAACUUCGCCCAGUAUUUUGUCAAUGGAACAUGUUUGAUAACUUUUGAUUCCUCCGCCCUAAUAUUGAUCAUCAUUUUAUCA
Messenger RNA from Punica granatum (pomegranate), 900 nucleotides. The record is from RefSeq and is a predicted model, not a curated record. NCBI's taxonomy places the organism in Eukaryota, Viridiplantae, Streptophyta, Magnoliopsida, Myrtales, Lythraceae.